This is a messenger RNA of Amoebophrya sp. A120, 4490 nucleotides long. NCBI's taxonomy places the organism in Eukaryota, Dinophyceae, Syndiniales, Amoebophryaceae. The record is from the annotation of a GenBank genome assembly.
AGUUUUGAUGGUGCCCAUUGCAACUUCCACACCCAUAGUUUUGAAACACCCAAAACACGACCCAUAGUCUUGGAACGUCCGUAGUAAAGGAACAAAAACACGAGUAACCACUACAACCCGAAGCCAUUUUGAGCAGUAAAGUAGACAUCCAAUUACAUGUACUUCCAGUAGUUGAAGUUGUUUCAUCAAGUUUCACGCAAUUUUCACAUAGUAGAGGUUGUUUCCAUAUCUAGGAUUUUUCUCAAGAGUACGUCGCAUAUUAGUGGAGUAGAACGAGUACUAGUCCUUCAGUAACUAUAAUUAAGCCGACAAACAAACAAACUAUGAUUAAGCCGAAGUGCGAGCUGAGUAGCGAUCAUCGAGUAUAGAAACCAGCACUGCUUUCAUAUUGAAGCACAGUAAAAACAAAAACAUAUACACCCGGCGCGUCUGGUGUGAGUAUCUGAGCCGGCUAGCAGUAUCACUGAUAGCUCGCCGUAGCCUAGACAAAUUUUUGCACUUAUAUAUUCUCUAUCACCUAGUAAAACCUUCUGACAAUAAAAAGAUAAACGUCGACCCGCCCAAGAAAAUCACCACUGGUACCCCACACUGCGUCAAAGUUCAACUAUUCUCAAGAUGUCGUCCAAUGGCGCCUCCUCCUCUUCCCUCCCACUCGUCCCCGACUUGAUUGAUGAGACCGUGACGCCCCCGGCGGAAAGAAUUAUUUCCGAGGUCAACCCGUUUUUGAAACACACCGGCAAGGAAGCAUCCACCUGCACCGAUUGCCCAAAGCAGCAUGGUCUCAAGCUCUUCGUGUCUCCCGUCGGGAAGCCCUGCGCGGUGUGUGGGAAGCAGAUGCCGAACGGCGACCGCGCGUGGAGGUGUUUCCCCUAUCCUGUGUGAAAACGUCCACACCACAGAGUUGUCAUGCAAAUCUGCGUGCUGAAAAUGUUUCUCAUGCGGUCGCCGAAAGUGCUUCCUCGCCCACCCCCCGGGGAGGGGAUCCUUGACCUGUGGCGCUGGGUGCGGGUGUCCACUCCAUGAUGAUGAUGAUGCGGAGCCCCAUGAGAAGCAUUUUCCAGUCGUGUUUUGGAAUUUGGCAUGCUCCAAUCAGCAUGAUGUACUAGAGCUGUGAUGCUGCUGAGCUAGCUCAAACAGAACUGCGCUACGAGUCCAAAUUUGUCAUGUAAAACAGCCAAAGCUUGUGGAUUUGUCUAGGCGAGUCCCCAUCUUGACUAUGGGGUGGGGACGUUUUUGCUUAGGAUAUCCUUUGCGACUUUCACAUGUGCAUCGACUGCCAUGACAAAGGCGGGAAGUAUGACGUGGGCAGCGUGCAAUUGAGUGGCGGGUAAGAGUACCUUUUUGCUUUUGAUAUCUUGGGCUGCUGGACUAGUUGUACAAAGGCAUGACAGAAGCUUUUCUCAAAAAAAUAACCAAGAUGUUAUACGUGUAAUUCUGGUUUCUUCACCAAGAAAAACGCAAAUGCCCUCCACCAAAUAAAAAUAAAAAAAAACCAGGUACCACAAUCCCGGUUGGGAUGGAAAGGCUAUGGACCCCUUCGGCGAUAACAUAAAGCGCGAGGUCGGGCAGCUCAAGGACUUACUUACCAAAUACGCGGAAUCAACCAGGUUGCAGAUAGUAAACUGCAAAAACGUGAUUCCAGAUUACAGCAACCGAGGGCAUACGGGGUUAUCCGUCGAGCACGUGCACAAAGUCUCGCAGUCCAUGGCGAAGGGAUACGGGAUUCUCAAUCGUUACAUUCUCAAUUUUUACAUGGAUUUGUCAUGCAAAAAUACCAUGAGCCACCAGAAGAUCAAGCUACCUCGCAUGACAAAUCCCCGAAGAGCUAAACAGUCCCUAAAUCUGUACCCAAUUAUUUGUGAUGCGAGAGCUGCAAGCUUGUCGCUGCAAGCUUGUCCUUUUCACUGUUGCGGUUCUUGCGUCACAAACUCAUGUAAUGGCUGAGAAUGUAACAGUUGAGAACGGUAUAAGGGAUUCCGGGAAAGAGACAUCACGGAAAACGACGCUAAGACCGUAUCCUUUGUAAAUACGUCCCCAGCUGCUCCAAGUAGUUGUAAUGCAAAUCUGCAUGCUGAAAAUAUUUCUCAUGCGGAAGAACCCCAUGAGAAACAAUUUCUAGUCGUGGUUCGGAAUUUUUUGUCAUGCUCCAAUCAGCAUCAUAUGCUAGAUCUGUGAUGCUCCUGCUGAACUAGCCAAACAGUAUCACACUACGAGACCAAACUUGUCAUGCGCAAGAGCCAAGGCUUCGUUCAUUUGUCUAGCAGAUAAUUUCCCAUCUUUCUUGACUAUGGGGCGUCGUGGGCACCGUUUUUACACAGGAUAUUCCGGCCACGUAGGUUACGACAUCCCGGUUCUAGUGAGGGAAACGACGCAAUCCAGCGAGGAGAACGGGAGGGGGUUAGGGAAGGAAUCCCUGAAAAACUGGACGGGAGUGGUGCUAGAAAACGGAACCGGGUUUCCCAAACCUUCGAUCCAUCUCUUGCGGAAGUCGCAAGACGUCGAGGUGUAUGCAUUGCAAAAGCGUCGUUUGUCAUUGUCUCGUACUACUACUACUUGCAGGACAGCAUGACAAAUCUGGUCUCCUGCGUAAAUUCAGCAUUACAAAUUGCAUUUUUCCUACUUCACAAGUACGAUAGGAUACUUUUGCAGUGCAUAAGGUCUACUGCUCCUUGGGGAACGGACACUUCUUCCAAGCUCUGAAUAACUACCGGACGGUAUGCAAGAAAGAAGCUGUGUAGGUGUAACUUUGUGAUGCAGAAAAUGCAAAACUGUGACACUCGUCAUGCUGGAUCUGCGUUAUAGGCUACUUUCAUACGUGAUUCUACAUACUAGCUGCGCAUGCCAGCUUCUCCCUGUAAUGCAAAGCGAAUUUGUGAUGCUGCUCUUCCUACAAGGUCUACACUUGUUACACAGUUUUUUUCCUGGAUAGACGGGAAACAAGAGCAUAUGGACAAAUGCGAAUCGUACUGCGUUGUUCUGAUUUCGUGGUUUGCGUCUCAUGUUCUACAUCAAGUGAUUGUUGUUUCCUACAUGAAUCUGUAUCUUCUGCGCCUUGUGAUAUUAAUGCAGCACUUCAAUGGCGGCCUAGAGCCUAACAAGAAUUCAGCAUGACAAUAAUCGCUGCAGAUUCGCAUUCGCGCGCGCCCCUUCGUCGCUACAACGGCGAACUCUGCCCACGCCCCGCCCGAUCGCGCCAAUUUUCUUUUACGGUAGAGUUUUGCACCAGCGCGUGUAAGAAGUUGUGCCGUCGUGGUCGUCAAUUGAAUGUGUAUGUGAUUUUGACACGAUAUGCAUAUGUCAAUGAUCAAAAACGAACAUUACGAUUUGACUUAAACAGCCCGUCCCGACGGCGAGGCGUACGUGGAGGAGUACAAAGUUCCCGAGGAGGAUGGCGCGAACCCUUUGCUCCGGGACCAUGUCCUCAACGGCGUGCCCAGCUUGAUUCUCCGACCAGAGAUCAGUCUGAAGGAGAGAAUAUGCACUGCAAAUAUGCCUGGGUCUGGAAACCUGUGAUGCAAGGGAGGGAAUAGUCAGAACACUGUUUUCCGCUGCCAAGCAAGACAAAUUUUUCGGCGUUUCUGAGUUGCGUACUCCGCAUGGGACACUGCGUUUUUGCAUGACAGCAAAGAGGAGCCCUUCGCUGCCACGCAAUACAGAACUCAGAAUCAUGCCAGAUUAGCAUGCCAAAUCUCGCGAUCUCCCAGACCCAGAGCCAGACAUAUUUGCAUUUUAUAGAGCACCACCAUUUGCGAGCUGCUGAACAAGAAAUCCGACUAUAGGUGGACGCUGACGAAGGGUAUAGGAAGAAUAGUGAUGUGGAAAUCGAAAUGUAUACUUAUUUCUCUUCGUCGUUAGUACUAUCCGAGAGCUGCCAGUAGUACACGACGAGAAGUUGUACUAGCGAUGUGCAUUUUUGUCAUGCGUCGAGCACUAGGCAUGUGCAUUUGUCAUGCGAAAACCACAUAGACGUACCAAAUCAAUAUCAAUUCAAAAACCGAGGUCCGGACUACGACCCAGUAACGAACCGCAAGGACUUGAUUGUGGAUCUCGACAGCCUAUCCUGUGCAAAAGUAUCCGAUACUUGUAUAAAUGCAUUACAAAUUGCCUCAGCAUGAGAAAUAAAAUCUGUAAUGCGGAUUUACCUUUAGAAAAAAAACUUGUAAUGCAUGAUUGCAACUACGACGAGCAUCAGAUACUUUUGCACAGGAUACAGCCUGAAGGAGGUGGACGUGAAGCAGAGCCAGUUCGAGUUGCUGUCGAAGACGUUAUAUGCAAUGCAAAAGUAUCGUACUCGUAUUGCAAUCAUGGAUUACAAAUCCUUCUCUCCAGGUAAAUCAGCAUUAGAAAUUUUAUCUCUCAUGCUGAGGAAAUUUGUAAUGCAUUUAAACGAGUACGAUACUUUUGCACAGGAUACGUUAGACGGCCUGGAAUUGAAUUGUUUGGUGCGGCAGGAAGAGGGGCAGACAAACUCUUCAAAUGUGGGCAAAUAA